GCUCUGCAGAGGCGAUGUUGAGGUGAGGAAUACGUUUCAAUGUUUAUGUUUUUACUGAAUAAAGUAACGAUCUUUCCAUGCAAUAAUAACAAACAGUAAUCGUUCAGUGUUGUGUGCCAAUAAUCCGUUUUAUAUUUGACAUAUAUUAUCUGUUAGUUUUUCAUUUUCCUAAGGUUGAUGCUUAGGACGGGUAAUAUUUCAAGGAGACCUCUUCUACGAUUAGUCAUUGCAGGAUUAUUCCAAGAAUCUUCUCACUACUACAAAUUCAAAACUGCUUGCAAUCGAUACCGGACCCAGUGUUCUGCGGUCCUGCAGCCGGACCGAGCAUCAACUUGUCCUGUGAGUGUUCUGAAGCAGAUGCCUGAGCAGCAACAAUACAGCGCGAUGGAGCCCAGCCUAUACACAGCUCCUCCAGAGGUCCGAGGUAUGACUUGUUUGGAUAAAGAAGCCUUCGCCCAGACAGUUGUUGUCCCAGCCCUGCGUGUGCCAAAAGAAGUCCUGAAUAAAUUGGUGAAGAGCCUGAAAAAGUAGCCCUCCAGCGCCCAGGCAUGCGAAGAGUUGUUGGGGUCGAAGGCAGCGAUGAUGACAGGCUCUUGCUGCUGGACCCUGCCAUUGUCUCCUCACCCAACUCAUUCAGCGACGCAGAGGCCAAGGCGUUGCGGUCAUUUGGAGUACCUCAAGAGCUCCAGCACUACGAGCUGAGGCUGACCUACGACAACCUGAAGAGUGAGGAGGUUCUGCGCGCUGUACUGCCAGAGGGACAGGAUGUCACCUCAGGGUUUAGUCGAGUGGGUCACAUUGCACAUAUGAACCUGAGGGAGCACCAGCUGCCAUACAGAAACCUCAUAGGUGAGAGUGCUACAAACAUACUGUACUGUUCUGCAUCACAAUGUAAGUAGUACUAUCUGUCAGAAGACAGACACAGGCAUGGGUAUCAGUGAUGCUGUUGACAGGUCAUUGUGUAUUUUACAUGUGAUGCUCUCUUCAAUCCCUGACCACCCUCCCAAUAUUGUGUUUCCAGAGUGGUCAAUUAGCUACAGAUGAAAUACAUUAUGUGUGUGUGUGAGGAAAACGAUAGUGCUGAUUCAUUUUGUUUUACUGACAUGAUGCUGUCUGCUGUUGCGAAUCCAUUUCCAGGCCAAGUCAUAAUGGAUAAGAACCCUGGGGUGACCUGUGUGGUCAAUAAGACCAACACCAUCGACUCCACCUACCGCUUCUUCAAGAUGGAGGUGAUGGCUGGAGAGGAAAAUAUGGUGGCCAAAGUAAGUACUUAGAAAUUGUGAUUUUUGAUUAAGCAUAGUUUGUCAUGAAAUCAGAGGCAUGGGCAUUGCAUUCAUUCCUUAUCUUCUCUCUACCUCUGCUGUAGGUGCGUGAGAACGGCGUGACAUACGAGUUAGAUUUCUCGUGUGUGUAUUGGAACCCUCGUCUUAGCACGGAGCAUGAGCGUAUGGUGGCUCUUCUGAAACGCGGUGACACUGUGCUGGAUGUGUUCGCUGGUGUGGGUCCCUUUGCCAUCCCCGCUGCCCGGCGUGGCUGCACUGUGCUGGCCAAUGACCUCAACCCUGAGUCCCACCGCUGGCUGCAGCACAACUGCAAGCUGAACAAGGUGGAGCGUAAGGUCACAACCUUUAACCUGGACGGCAGGGCCUUCAUCCAGGGGCCACUGAAGCAGAAGCUGCCUGCCCUGCUUCAUGAACCUGCCUGCCUUGGCCCUGGAGUUCCUGGAUGCCUUCAGAGGCCUCCUGGACCAGGGACUUUCCUGCGAUGUGAACCUGCCGCAGGUGCACUGCUAUGGGUUCUCUAAGGAGAACGACCCUCAGAGAGACGUGGUGGAAAGGGCCUCAGCCAGCCUGGGGUUAUCCCUAGAGGGGUGGUGCUCUGUGCAUCUGGUGAGGAAUGUGGCCCCAAACAAGGAGAUGAUGUGUGUGAGUUUCACCAUCCCCAAAGAGGUGCUCUUCAGCAGUAAGAGCACAGAGACAGGUGAGCUUUCAUUCACAGUACUCAACACACAUGCAUGAUUCAUUCAUUCACUCUCUGAAAGACUAUAGACUGAUAAAAUACUAAUACCCUUUGUCCUCUCCUCAGGAACCAUAGAAGAACCAGCCCCAAAGAGACAUAAGUGUGGGGAGACAACAGAUUGAAUAUAUUUCACAAAGGUCGUCAUUCUGAGACAUUAAAUUGUACAUUUUAUUUUUUAUCUCUGAAUUGUGUUCAUGUUUUUAUUUUAAAGUGUCAAUGAGGCGGUCAUGAUCUAAAUCAUGGUGACGUCUUCACCUAAAAAUAACAUCCAAACUGGUAUGUGUUGUUGACUAUUUCAAAUACUGGUCCAUUAUCCAGGUCCAACAAUAAGGCAUUGUUUCAAUAGUUUUAUUAUCCAACAAACAGGACAAGGGUCAGACCACAACUGGCUUAAUGUGUUUUUAUAUUUAUUUUAAUAAAAAUGAAAAGAUAAUUAAAAAAAUAGCAACAUAUACAUUCUGGUCUGACUU
Coregonus sp. 'balchen' is the source of this 2489-nucleotide messenger RNA. Lineage: Eukaryota; Metazoa; Chordata; Actinopteri; Salmoniformes; Salmonidae. The record is from the annotation of a GenBank genome assembly.